Periconia digitata is the source of this 1772-nucleotide messenger RNA. The record is from the annotation of a GenBank genome assembly. NCBI's taxonomy places the organism in Eukaryota, Fungi, Ascomycota, Dothideomycetes, Pleosporales, Periconiaceae.
CCGCAAUUCUAGAACACGUGACACACACAGCCUCUCCCCAGCCCGAGCUUGCCAAUAUCGACUCCACUCAUUUCCCAUAGAUUGGUGAAGACACCCUAGCACAUAACGUAUCGCAUACGUUCUGUACUAUCGCUCUAAUAAUGUUGGACGGAAAAAGAUUCCCAGUGGGCACCCUAUCUGUGUGUCUAUGUAUGUGUGUGUUAUGGAAUAAAUUGGGUCGGCAAUUCUCACUUGAUCCACAAUGAUCCUGCCACUCUCCCCGCAUCGCAGCUUUCUGGACCAAUGUGCUGGAUCAAUACCGACCAGGAUCAAAAGAAAGUCAUGCGAACAUGUAUUUGCUCGUUCUCUCCGGGCAGCAGAGAUUUUUCGGAGUAAAUGUCCCGUAGAAAGAACCCUUGACUUGCCUUUUUCUUGAAGUCGGUAGUUCACAUUCUCGCAAUCUACUUGAAUGCAGCUUUUGUCCGCAUCAUUGUUGACCUGCUUAGAUCAGGCGCCCCGAGACGAAAGGUCCCCAAAGCAGGAUAUGUCACUAUCCUCGCUUGAACCAUGUAAUACUUCUCCUCUACAUCCGCACACAGUAGUCAGACAGAUGUACUACCGUGCAUCGGCGGUUCAUCUGGCUCCGAGAAGUUGGUAGUGCUCACGGCCAAGCUCUCGUUCGGCAGACACCAAGCACCACCAAGCCCCAUGUCAAACGAUAUGCACCGUGUUGGCAACGGCUAUACCUCACCGCUGUACAUGGCAGCGAAUGGUUGUCGUGAUGGUCGCUGCAUAAGAUCGUCUGCCCAGCUUUUCCAAGGCGCCCCCGCCCGAAUGGAGUGAGCGGGGUAAACCAUCCCCUGUAGGUAGGUCACAUCAUUUCACCAAGUCACCAUGCAAGGGAGAUCAAAAUCAGUGCCUAUAUAUUAACCAUGGCAUCUUCUACCAUAGGGUUCCCCAGAUUUGGAAUUUUCCCUGGCAUUCGCAAAGAUUGCCGCUUUCUUGAACGUCGUCACCAUGGAAGCCAAAGACCAGCACCCGCCGCCCCCAGCUGCCCAGAAUGAGAAGGGCGAAGCAGAAACGAUCGAAAAGUCUACUUCAUACGCCGAUGAGGGUCUUAAGCCAGUUGCGCAAGGGAAGGUUGACCGUACGGGUGCGGUUGCAAAGACGGAUCCUGAGGAGAUUGCUCUCGUGCGCAAGAUCGAUUGGCGCCUGAUGCCAACCUUGUGCAUAAUGUACUUCCUUAACUACGUCGACCGAAAUGCGAUUGCCCAAGCCCGAUUGAACAACUUGGAAGACGACUUGGGAAUGACUGGCGUUGAAUUCAACACCACGGUUUCCAUUCUGUUUGUCGGCUACGUGCUGAUGCAGGUCCCCUCCAACAUGCUUAUCACGCGGGUCAAGCCGGGCAUGUAUAUGAGCGCGUGGAUGAUAAUAUGGGCCAUUGUAUCGGCCUGUACUGGUCUGGUCCAGAAUUACGAGGGGCUGGUGGUUUGCCGAUUCUUCUUGGGUAUCACUGAAGCUCCGUUCUAUCCUGGUGCGACGUAUAUGCUUUCGAUAUUUUAUACACGAAAAGAAGUCGCUACCCGGAUCGCUCUCCUGUAUUGCGCGCAAAUUUUAGCCACGGGCUUCUCCGGACUCAUUGCGGCUGGAGUGUUUGCUGGUAUGGAUGGCGCACGCGGUCUGGCAGGUUGGAGAUGGCUGUUCAUCAUGAAAGUAAAUCAACUCCACACAAGUGGUCACAACUAACAUCCUGCAGUGAAGGUGCCGUGACAGGCUUAGUCGCGUUGUUU